Messenger RNA from Leptopilina boulardi, 2879 nucleotides. RefSeq names its product Fanconi anemia group J protein homolog. The record is from RefSeq and is a predicted model, not a curated record. The transcript has 16 exons. Gene Ontology annotation, molecular function: hydrolase activity, acting on acid anhydrides, in phosphorus-containing anhydrides; DNA binding; ATP binding. Bases 111 to 2765 code for a protein of 884 amino acids. NCBI's taxonomy places the organism in Eukaryota, Metazoa, Arthropoda, Insecta, Hymenoptera, Figitidae. Gene Ontology annotation, cellular component: nucleus. Gene Ontology annotation, biological process: double-strand break repair involved in meiotic recombination; nucleotide-excision repair.
CAUGACCAAAGUAAAGCGUGUGUCGUUUGUUUGGCGCCUUUCAGCAUUGGAUGUGUAUUGCUUGUUUUAAUUAAUGUGAUAAAAGUGAUUAAAAUGUUGGAAUAUAAGGAAUGAUAAGUUGGAUUGCAGCAUUAAUAGUGACAUUAUCGUUUUAUAUAAUAAUCAAACAUUAUAAGAACGGUAAAAUGGAUAAUGACGAGUUUUUGUCGGAAAGUGAAGAGGAGAAAAUUGAAUAUGGGAAGAGAAAAGGAAAUUUUGAUUGGGAGGCUUUUAAAAGUAAACCAAAAUCAGAAUUUAAGAAGAAAAUUUUUGACAAUUCAACCCAAAGUUUAAGUGAUGGUUUCAUUGAAUUAACCGACGAUGAAUCUGAUAAAAGUGAUAGAUCAUCAACCAUUAGAGGAACUGAUAUAAAAUUCGAAGCACCACGAGUUCUGAUACAUAACAUUCUCACAAUUGCAAAGGUGUCUGUCGAUAUGCCAGUAAAGCCUUACCCUUGCCAAACGGCAGUCAUGAAUAUGUUAAUAAAAGGCUGUACGAAUAAACAAAAUUGCCUCUUAGAGAGUCCUACGGGAAGUGGUAAAACAUUAGCCUUACUCUGCAGUGCUUUAGCUUGGCAAGAUAAUUUUGCUAAGGAAGUAGCAAAGGAGGAGGAAAACAGAAUAACUUCACCAAAUAUUGAUUCACCAUCAAAAAUAAAAAGUGAACCUGGUUGUUCCAACGAUAUUACAAAAGAAAGUGAUUUGGAUUUUGAAGAUGGCUUCAUUAAUCUUAAUAAAGCACUUGACGAUAUGGCGCCAAGGACAAAAAUUCCAAAAAUUUAUUACGGCUCCAGAACUCAUAAACAAAUCGAACAAAUUAUCAAAGAACUUAAGAGAACGGCAUAUCGUGAUAAGGCUAUGACUAUUUUAAGUAGCAGAGAACACUCCUGUAUUCAAAAUCCAGUAAAAAAAAGUAAAACUCAACUCUGCAAUGAGUUGCUGGACCCAGUGAAGAAACUUGGCUGUCCUUAUUACACUGAUAAAAACAGAAUCGAUAUGGGAUCUAAUGUGAGAUUACGAAAUUUAGGAAUUAAUGGACCAUGGGAUGUGGAAGAUCUAGUAGAAUUGGGAAAAGAAAUUAAUUGCUGUCCGUAUUUUUCAGCAAGACAUUUAAUGUUAGAAGCUGAAAUAAUAUUCUGUCCUUAUAAUUAUAUAAUCGAUCCUCAAAUAAGAGAAACGAUGCAAUUGGAUUUAAAAGAUCAGAUUAUAAUUCUCGAUGAAGCUCACAAUAUUGAAGAUAUAUGUCGUGAUGUGGCAAGUAAAACAAUUCGUGCUGAUGAAAUAGAAGAAGUCAUUAAAGAAUGUAUGAAUCUUGAAAAAAUAGUGCAUGACGAUAUCUUAAAAUCGACUUACAAUACAAUUUAUGACUACUGCCAAACAGUACUCCAAUUUCUUGCCAAGCAACUUGUUGCCCCGAUUAAUGGUGGUGACGAAUCGUGCAGUGCGUAUUGGAAAGGUGACGAGUUAAUGCAAUUAUUGGAGAUCAAUAGUUUGGGAAGACCAAUGUUGAAUCUAUUUAUUAAUGCUGCCAAGAAAGUUAUUAUUGAAUAUAACAAUGCAAAAGAAAAUAUUCGUGAGCAACAGAAAAAAGCACCACCAAUAAUUAUAUCUCUUUUUACAAAAAGACUAUUGGAAGAUCUUCUUUUUGUAAUUGAAAAAAUAUCUUCUAUACGAUUCUCUAAAGAUUUCAAAGCUUGUAUUAUGGAAUGUGAAGUACGCGAUUAUAAAACUACGCAGGUUGAAGACGAUGUUUGGGUUCGAGGUUCAAAUCGACCAAUAAAAAAACGAAUAAGAAUGUUAAAAUUAUUAUGUAUGUAUCCAGGAGUAAUUUUUAAACCACUCUCUGAUUUGGCAAGAUCUAUUAUUUUGGCUUCGGGCACACUCGCCCCUAUCAAUUCUUUUCAAAGUGAACUUGGAACUACAUUUCCAAAUAUGCUUCAAGCUAAUCAUGUAAUACCUAGUGAUCAGGUUUAUGUUCGAGGAAUUGCUCAUGGACCAACCGGAAUUGGUCUCAAAGCAAAUUAUCAAAACACUAAUUUAUUCAAUUUUAAGGAUGAACUAGGAAGAUUAUUAGUUCAAGUAUGUCAAUCAGUCCCACAUGGUGUAUUGUGUUUUUUCUCAUCGUAUAAAAUGAUGAAUUCUCAAAUUGAAAGAUGGAAGGAUACUUUAAUUUGGCAACAAUUGGAAAACAGUAAACACAUUCUUGUUGAGCCACGAUAUGGAAAUGAAUUAGACGAAGUAAUGACAGAGUUUCGAACAGUUAUAAAAGAUACUUCAAAUCCAAAUAAAUUUGGAGUCACGGGCGCUCUUCUAUUUGCCGUUUUCCGAGGAAAAGUUGCUGAAGGAAUUGAUUUUAGUGAUAAUGAAGCACGAUGCGUUUUAACAGUUGGAAUUCCAUUUGCUGUUCGAAAAGAUCCUGCGAUUGAUAUGAAAAUGAUGUACAAUGAUCUAAAUAAAACGAAAGGACUUCUCAGUGGAGGUGAUUGGUAUUCAAUUCAAGCGUUUCGAGCCUUAAAUCAAGCACUCGGACGAUGUAUCAGACACAAAAACGAUUGGGGAGCAGUUCUAGUCGUCGAUGAAAGAUUUGUAAGCACCGCGACAGUUAGUAAUCUUCCAAAAUGGGUGAAAAGCAUGUGGCGAAAACCAGCGCGAGUAAAUCUUCCCGGGGAAUUAAAGGAAUUUGUUCAAGUGCAAAAAAUACAAGAAGAAGAGCGUCUUCAUUUGUGAAUAUUGUUCUUAAAGUUUUUGUCUCGUUCUGUUUUCGUUAUAUUCGUAAAUUAAUUGUAGAAUCUUUUUUUUUGUCCCGUUUAGUGUUCAAUAGAUGUUUUGUUUUUUUCUAAA